Molecule: messenger RNA, 435 nt
Organism: Setaria italica (foxtail millet)
Lineage: Eukaryota; Viridiplantae; Streptophyta; Magnoliopsida; Poales; Poaceae
Product: glycine-rich protein DOT1
Exons: 1
Coding region: 1-435 (144 amino acids)
Source: RefSeq, a predicted model, not a curated record
AUGGACGGACCGAGGGGUCCCGCGCCUGGGCGUGGGCGGACGGCGCCGCACGGAUGGGCAGGCGAUUCCGGGUCCGGGCAGGGCUCCGGCCCCGACGGCUCUUGGAGUUGCGGCUGGGGAUGGGCCUCGGGCCCCGGAGGUGGCUGGAGCUACAGCCACGGCUCCGCGCAGGGCCCCCGCGGCGCUGCAGACGGCGCCGCGUACGGGUUCGGCUACGGCGGCGGCGAUGGCGGUGGAGGAGGAAGCGGGCGUGGGGGGUUCGGGUUCAGCUUCGACGGCCCCGGCGGCGAGGGCGGCUUCAGCUGGGGUGCCGGUGGCGGGGCGUUUGGGACCGGAGGUGAUCACACGGGUCACGGCGGCCGGAGAGCGCGCGGUGGGUUCGGCGGCGGCGGGAGGCAGCUGCGACCACCGCCGCAGUGUGUUUCUUACUACUAA